GCGGCACUUUACGGCAGACUGUCACAUUACCGCCAACUGACGUCACACGCUGUUACAUGUGGAUAAGCUAUCUACAGCACAACAUUUGAAUUUCAUAAACGGUGUCGUUUUGGUUGUAGUUAAUUUAGCAUAUUCAAAAGCUUACGGAAGCUGAGCGUCCGCAGUACAUCCAUAUGGGCCGACAAAAGACUGCAGUUAUUAGAAAAACCGCUGCAACUAUCUAAACGUGCUAACCGAAGCGCUACUUAGCAAAGGAAGGGAAAGUGCAGGCUACAUGACAUGGAGAACUACAGAAAAGCACGCACAGUCGAGCAGCCCUGCCCGUGUCCUUUCCCUGACCUGCCCAGCGACACUCCUGAAGUUCGAGUGAAGGAUGGCAGCAAAAUCCGCAACCUGAUGAGGUUUGCUUUAAGCCGUAUGGAGGAGAAAACAGCCUCCGUAGAUCAUCCAGGGCCUCUUGAAGGCUCAGAGGUGAGCGUCGGGUCGGGGGAGAAUCUAUGCCGCCAAAUCGUGUUCACGGGUGUGGGUCAGAGCGUGGCUAAAGCUAUCACGUGUGUGGAGAUCAUGAAACGCCGUGUUCAUGGCCUACACCAGCACACCAAACUGGUCUAUCGCACGGUUCAGGAGGUCUGGGAGCCCCUGGAGCCCGAGGCCGGCUUGGACAGUCUCACAGUCAGCAGAAAUGUGCCCAGUAUAUGGGUUCUGCUCUCCAGAGACUCACUUGAUAAGAACCAGCCAGGUUACCAAGCUCCAGGUUCUUUUGAUGCCUUGUGGGCUCAGGCUCUCAGAGAGGAAGCAGCAGCUCCGAAACAUGGACAGAGAAGGAAGAGGGGAGGAACAGGGGCCGGAAGGACAGAAGGGUCUGGGAGAGGAAAGGGUCCACGCAAGCACCCGGGUCGACUUGGAGAACCACGUAAACCUUUAGGUCAUGCUGGGGGUGGGCAGGAUUGAAUCUGUGUUUUGCGGCUUCCUACCAUACCUUGGUUCAUAUUGAGGUUUUUCCAUUUUGAAGUUGCAUAUCUUGAGAAUGUCUGUCAUCAAAUUGAGAGUUUAAAAGAGCAAUACAUAAUAAGACCCUUGAUAGUUCACCUAAAAAUAAAAUUCUGUUGUUAUUGAUUCA
This is a messenger RNA of Carassius auratus (goldfish), 1120 nucleotides long. RefSeq names its product ribonuclease P/MRP 25 subunit-like (gene rpp25l). Gene Ontology annotation, molecular function: RNA binding. The record is from RefSeq and is a predicted model, not a curated record. Bases 280 to 951 code for a protein of 223 amino acids. Lineage: Eukaryota; Metazoa; Chordata; Actinopteri; Cypriniformes; Cyprinidae. Gene Ontology annotation, biological process: tRNA 5'-leader removal. Gene Ontology annotation, cellular component: ribonuclease MRP complex. The transcript is spliced from 2 exons.